UUUAAGACACUACUGGAGCAUGAAAUACUUUGACUUGCAGGCUUUGCCGAUUCCGAGUGAGAUGAAGUGACCAUAGGAUCAGUGCGUUUCUGUCACUUGUUGGGCUGAACGUCUCGCUGAGGCUACACGUGAUGGUCGGUGCGCGUCACCGAAGCGCUGUCGCUCGCCUGGAGACUGGCGCAUGACUGACUGUUAUAGCAGGCAACUAUAAAUAAAGAACAAAUCCCUACAUAUUAACAGGGCACAAUAAGCAAACCACGCAGCAUCGGGGUUAUGGUCAUUACACCCACGCUGUCGUCCGGGGAAUCUCUGCGUCCAUGGCCAAAGAGGCGCUCCGGAGCAGUCAGUCAGAGGUGGUGGACCUGGCCAAGGCACGGAGGGAGCACGAGGUGUACGUCGAGGUCCUGAGGACCAGGCUCGGGCUGGAGGUGAUCGAGCUCCCCGCAGACGAGACGUUCCCGGACUGCGUGUUCGUGGAGGACGCGGCGGUGGUAUGCGGGGACACGGCGCUCAUCACCAGACCCGGGGCAGAGAGCCGGAGGAGAGAGACGGAGGCAAUGAAAGGAGCUCUGAAGGAUCUGAAUCUAAACAUUGUGGAAAUGACUGAUGAGAACGCGACACUGGAUGGAGGCGAUGUGCUUUUUACAGGUCGAGAGUUCUUUGUGGGCCUUUCCAAACGCACCAAUCAGAGAGGAGCAGAGAUCCUAGCAGAUGCCUUUAAGGAUUAUGCUGUGUCCACUGUACCUGUAGUGGAGGGGCUGCACCUGAAGAGCUGCUGCAGCAUGGGAGGACCAGGCCUUAUUAUCAUCGGCUCCAGUGAAGCAGCACAGAAAGCCCUCAAAAUCAUGCAGCAAAUGAGCGACCAUCGCUAUGACAAAAUGACGGUACCUGAUGACGUCGCUGCCAACUGCAUCUAUAUGAACCUGCCUAAUAAGGGACAUGUGCUUCUGCACAACACAGCCGAAGAGUUUCCAGAGAGUGCAAAGGUGUUCGAGAAGCUGAAGGACCACAUGCUGAUCCCUGUGCCCAAUGCAGAAAUGGUCAAAGUGGAUGGAUCGCUCACAUGCCUCUCUGUACUCAUCAACAAGAAGGCCAACAUUUGAGCGUGCUCACCAGGGAGUCUCUCAGUGCAUGGUAACAAAGCAGAUUUGUAUAUCUGAUCACCAAGAUCAUCUGACCCCAAGAUUUAUCAAAACUUUCUUGGUACUUAGAGGAGGGAUAGGCAGCGUGUUGUUGCUGAGGGGCAAAGAAAAUAUAUUGUAAAUUGAAGAGCCUUCUCCUCUACCUCCCUAUAAGAAAAAAUACUGAAAUUACAGUGAAAGGUCUUAUUUUGUUCUUGAUCUGCAUAAACAGAUCUAACUAAAGGCAAAUAAACAGGCUUGCUGGUUUGGUAGGUCAUGGAGUCUCCCCAUGUUAAGCCAUGUUUUUGACAGUAUUUGUCCUUUAGAACUGUAAGAUCAUUUAAAUUAAUUAGAAAUGUUUCUGAUAAGCUCAUCAGAGCCAACCUGCAUAGCCCCUACAGUGCUGCUGGUGUGUAAAUCAGCCCUUGCUUACUGUUCGAUGUUUACAACCCUUUAACAGAACCACACAGAGCAGUGGACCAUCAAAACCAGUUGGAUUUGUUUGAUAAAUAGUUUUUGUUGUCCUACCAAUAUUUCACAGCAGAUUUGAAAAUGACAAAAUUAACAGACAUCUACAGUGAAAUGUGUUUGGUAUUCUGUUCACAUGCACCACCAAAAGUGUGAUUUAGUUUUUGUGUGUUUGGUUACACAAUGCAAAUGCAACUCAGUUUCUGAUAUAUUUUUCCAGAACUGUAUUUUGGAGCAAGGAGGAUGGAGAGAUGAAAUCCUGCUGUAUGAAAACCCUACAUGUACCACUGCUGUAGUAUGAAAACCUCAAUGUCACUUGCUAUUAACUUGUAUGUUACAUUACUUUUCUGUAAAUUUGAAGUUCCACAUUCCAAAUUCCAUUGCCACCUGUUGAUCUGACCACAGGAUGCUUUGAUUUCUCAUUCAGAAAAUGCAGUUCUUGAAAGUCCUUCUGGAAAGAGGAGCGUUUGGUAUCGCAUUGUUAUGAUUGCUUUAGCAUUUUGUGAUUGAUAUUGAAAGUACUGCCACUGAGACCUGAGGUGCUCUUACUUUUCAUGACUAUUGCUUACCAAUCAUUCCCAUUGAUUGUAGACUAGUGGUGACAGUUUUUGACCCUUAAUAAUUGCCACCAGCUGCAGAAUUUAUUCGACAAGGACCCACCUGUAGCUGUUUUGUGGCAGCAAUUUUGCAUCUCUUCUGUUAAGCAUUUGGGGAUGCAAACUUAAUAAGCUGCACCAACCCUGCAGAGGCCAGUUAAAAACUGCCUGUGUAGGAAAUGUACGUUUCCAUUACUGUGAGUUGAACUAAGCUUUAAUUUAGUCCAAAAUAACACAUCUGUCUUAAUGUACUACUGUUGUAUACCUGUAUGGAAAAGCAAUGGCUUUAUUCCUUCUGAAAGAUUCUGAAGGCAUUGUUGUUGUUGUUUUUACACCCCAUUGAUUCUACCUGUGUUGUUCAUUUCACUGUUCUUUUUCCCAUCUAGCAGUUUUUAAACUCCAAAAGUGACUUGGAACAUGCUGUGAUGCAUGUUCCAAGUCACUGACGUCUCUUCCACUAAAUCCAGUAGCUCCAAAUGUGCUGCAGUGAGUUUACUUUCAGCAUGCUGAACAAACUCACUGCCCCUUUGGCGUGUCUAUGUGUUGCAGAUGUUUAGAGGAUGUUGAUGAGCUGUUUUAGUGGCCUUACCUUUGUUGUUGCUGAAUUCAUGUUUGAGGCCUGUGGCUGUGACUACAUAGUAUAUGUUAAUAUUUAAACUGUACAUACACUACAUGCUGUGUAUACAGUGGUUCAGAUGCUGUUCACAUCUGAACCACUGUUGUUUCUCCAUGUAAGUGAACAUUGAGGAAAUGACAUCAGGAGGUGAUUGAAUCUCCCUCCUCAAAUGUUUACGUAUGGGCAAACGAGUAGUGAUGAAACAUGGAAAGAAUUCCUGUUGGGAGGAGAGGCUUGUACGCAAGUAAACAGUGACUGUUAAACUUUCUUUCUCUCAACUGUCUCACGCUCAGCACUCACUCUCUCCCACCCUUAGCUGUUGCCUCAUAGAUGACUCUGGGCUAAUUUAUGGCCAUGAUAUCAUACAGUCUGGCAAACGCUGUAGACGUGAUGGCCUGUGUGACACUAGUACUGUAUUUUACAGAAGGCGGCUGGCUGGGUGCAGGUUCUUAGGUGCAGAGCAAAGUGGUUCUGAUUCUCAGUUGAUUCUAGAAGGCUGAGACUGCCAGAGAAAGUCGUACACUGUCUGACUAGUACUGUGUCAACCAGGGCAAGUAAAGUCAUUGUUUCUGAAGCUGUCAUCUUGUCUUGGAGUGUUCCCAAUUACUGUUAGUUACUUGUAUAUCUCUGAGCUCUCAAAAUCUUUUCUGAUUGCUGAGUAGAAAUCACAACAGUACAACAACAGUUUAGUACAUUUUUGGCUUUUGCCUGGCCAGGCUGUAUGAGUAAGUGCUCCCGAAAAGUGUGCUUACUUUGUUCAGGGCUUAAUUAUCCUCUUACUCACCCCAUUAAUCAUGAUGUCAUGAUUGCCCAUGUUUGAACUCAAGCCUCUUGCUUUUCAUACAAGUUGUGGGUAGUAAUUUUUGAGUCAUUUUUAAUUGAGCUUUUCGUCUACUUUGUGUACUACAUAAACAUUUGGCAUUCAGCUGUGUUGUACUUUUUUAAAGAUUCAGAUUAAAAUUAGUUGAGCAUG
Molecule: messenger RNA, 3774 nt
Organism: Monopterus albus (swamp eel)
Lineage: Eukaryota; Metazoa; Chordata; Actinopteri; Synbranchiformes; Synbranchidae
Gene: ddah1
Product: dimethylarginine dimethylaminohydrolase 1
Exons: 7
Coding region: 318-1103 (261 amino acids)
Biological process (GO): arginine metabolic process; positive regulation of nitric oxide biosynthetic process
Cellular component (GO): mitochondrion
Molecular function (GO): dimethylargininase activity; amino acid binding
Source: RefSeq, a predicted model, not a curated record